Closterium sp. NIES-65 is the source of this 1221-nucleotide messenger RNA. Lineage: Eukaryota; Viridiplantae; Streptophyta; Zygnematophyceae; Desmidiales; Closteriaceae. The record is from the annotation of a GenBank genome assembly.
AUGCUGGAAAAGGUCUCCACGCACUCGGAAUUGGAUAAUAAGAAGAAAGCGGCGGGAGCAGGGAAGAAGCAGCAAGCUGAUAGCAUUCUGGCGCAGCUGGCAAGCCAGGGCAGCGGAGGAGGGGUGGGAGUGGGGUCGGGGCGAAGAGAAAGAGGCGGAGGAGGAGGAGGAGGGGAAGCAGGGAGGCUCAGUGCUGCGAUUGGCACUGGCGCUGGCGCUGGUGCUUCUGCUGCUCGUGCUGCUGCUGCUGCCGGUGCUACUGCCACCGGCGCUGCUGCAGCCGGUGCUGGCGGUGCCACCAAGGGUGCGAUCGGUGUUGGUACGAGCAGCAGCAGCGGGUUACCAGUGAUGAGGCAGUAUGGCAGCAUCCGCCCCUCAGACUACAUCCUAAAGAAGCCAUACAAGGACCUGGCGGUGCGCUACGUGCUGCACAAGGAGGAGCUGGGCAGCGGCGAGUAUGGGGUCAUUCGCAAGUGCCUGGAAAUUUCUUCUGGGCAUGUGCUCGCAUGCAAGACUAUAAAAAAGGCGCGGAUCAAGAGCCAAGAGGCAGCGGAUGACAUCAGAAUGGAGGUCGCGAGCAUGCUUGUACUGAAGGGGCAUCCGUAUAUUGUCACACUGCACGAUGCAAUCGAAGACGCAAAGUACGUGCAUUUAGUGAUGGAGUUCUGUCGCGGCGGCGAUCUAUUCGAUCGAAUCACCAAGGGCGGAGUAUACUCAGAGCCUCUCGGCGCCCACCUGUGCCGCGCAAUCAUAGAGGCGCUGCUGCACUGCCAUCGCCACGGGGUGAUUCACCGGGACAUCAAGCCGGAAAACAUUUUACUGCUGGAGCCUGGGAGUGACACACGCAUCAAGCUUGUCGAUUUCGGCGUUGCGACCUUCUUCCAGGAAGGGGUUUUGCUCCACGACACUAUCGGUACGCCCGAGUACAUGGCUCCAGAGGUGUGGGAUGGGAGCUAUGGCCCCGCAGUGGACGUGUGGAGCACGGGAGUCGUCAUGUACAUUGCCAUGUCAGGUGUGCCGCCCUUCUGGGCGGCAUCCAAGCAGUCCGUGCAGGAGGCAGUCACCACCCGCGAGGCGAGCUUCCGGUCGGCGAAGUGGGCGCAUGUUUCGGACGAGUGCAAGCAUCUGAUUGGCCGGAUGCUCGCGAAGAAGCCUCAGGAGCGAAUCACGUGCCUUCAGAUUCUUGGGCAUCCAUGGAUACGCCAGCAUUCGUCCCGCUAA